AUGAUUUGUUUUUCGUGUUGCAUGUCCAAAGAGAAAAUCACUAGAAAGUCAUUGACAAAGAGCAGUCACAAAGACACAAAAACAAAAUAUUCACCUUCCUUCACCAACAUCUCCUUUAAAUCCGGUAAAUGUUACUGCUUCAAUGAAGCUGCAGCUUUAAUUCAAAAAAUGAACGUAUUUCAUUCUGCAGAUAGCAGCAGGCGGAGAUACAUCACCGAAGAGAUAUCAAAAGUCGGAAAAGGGAAUAUUACUGCUCAGAUUUUCACAUUUGAGGAUCUGUCUAUAGCAACUAACAACUUCGACCCUGAGUGUUUAUUGGGUGAAGGAGGCUUUGGGCGGGUUUACAAAGGCCACAUUAAAAGCAAAAAUCAAGAUGUUGCUGUUAAGCAACUUGACAGAAAUGGGUACCAAGGAAACAGAGAAUUCCUUGUGGAGGUUUUGAUGUUGAGUCUUCUUCACCACCCUAACCUUGUCAAUUUGGUCGGAUACUGUUGCGAUGGCGAUCAGAGGAUUUUAGUGUAUGACUACUUACCCAAUGGUUCCCUAGAGGAUCACCUUCUUGACUUGGAUUCACAGAGGAAGCCUUUAGAUUGGAAUGCGAGGAUGAAAAUUGCUCAAGGAGCAGCGAAGGGACUCGAAUACUUGCACGAAAUGGCUAAUCCACCAGUGAUUUACCGUGAUUUUAAAGCAUCUAAUAUAUUAUUGGAUGAAGACUUCAAUCCAAAGCUCUCCGAUUUUGGCCUUGCCAAGCUAGGUCCAACUGGUGACAAGACCCAUGUUUCCACAAGAGUUAUGGGAACCUAUGGGUACUGUGCGCCAGAGUAUGCAUUGACAGGUCAGUUAACAACAAUGUCAGAUGUCUACAGUUUUGGAGUGGUGUUUUUGGAACUAAUCACGGGAAGAAGAGUGAUAGACAAUUCAAGACCAACUGAAGAGCAGAAUCUAAUUACUUGGGCGCAACCUUUGUUCAAAGACAAAAAGAAGUUUCCAUUAAUGGCUGACCCAUUGCUUGAAGGAAACUACCCCUUGAAGGGACUCUAUCAAGCUCUUGCAGUGGCAGCAAUGUGCCUUCAAGAGGAAGCUACUAUUCGGCCUUUGAUCAGUGACGUGGUAACUGCUCUCGAGUAUCUGACUGUAGGCAACAGCAACGAAGAGGUUGCAGAGAACACGGUGAAAUCAGCCUCUGCUGAUAGAAAGAUUACUGGAGAGAUUGGAAAUGUUGCAUCAGAUUGCGUUUGGGAAAGAGAUUGAGAAAACUGCUAAUGAACCAUUUGGGACUGUAUAUUAUAUGUAAGCUGGGAUGCAUUGUGAAACCAGACCCGAAAUCAUUAAAGUCAAAUUCUAAUUCUUUUUCAUGAUAUUUGCGACAUUAUUGUGGAUGUACAGUUCAAACUGUAACAUAAUUCUGAAAAAUAAUCUACUUGGGAAGA
Messenger RNA from Cornus florida, 1430 nucleotides. Its product is annotated as probable serine/threonine-protein kinase PBL23. Bases 1 to 1251 code for a protein of 416 amino acids. Gene Ontology annotation, biological process: protein phosphorylation. Gene Ontology annotation, molecular function: ATP binding; protein kinase activity. NCBI's taxonomy places the organism in Eukaryota, Viridiplantae, Streptophyta, Magnoliopsida, Cornales, Cornaceae. The transcript has 5 exons. The record is from RefSeq and is a predicted model, not a curated record.